Molecule: messenger RNA, 2050 nt
Organism: Synchiropus splendidus (mandarinfish)
Lineage: Eukaryota; Metazoa; Chordata; Actinopteri; Syngnathiformes; Callionymidae
Gene: plbd2
Product: phospholipase B domain containing 2
Exons: 12
Coding region: 37-1731 (564 amino acids)
Biological process (GO): phospholipid catabolic process
Cellular component (GO): extracellular region
Molecular function (GO): glycerophospholipase activity
Source: RefSeq, a predicted model, not a curated record
AAGUCAUGUGUGUGACGAUCAUGUGACUUAGAAAACAUGGCGCACGGGCACGUAAACAUGGAACGCCUCUGUGCCACAGUUACCGUCUUUUGGACAGUUUUAUGUGUUUUGGUGGCCAAAACGGAGCCGGUUCGUGCUGAUCUUUGGUCGGCUGUUAUUGAUGCGAAGAGUGGGCAGAUCUCCCUCCUGGACGAGUACCGAGAAGGUUCGGUAGCCUGGGCCAACUUCACCGACGACAUUCAAAAUUCAGGUUGGACGUUUUUGGAGGUGACCACCAACAGUCAGUACAAUGACAGUCUCCAGGCGUACCUGGCUGGUGCAGUGGAGGGAGCUGCCACAUCUCAGCUCAUCUACAAGCACUGGAUGAACACCUUGAUGAACUACUGUGGUCCUUAUGCCUCAGAGGCCACUUACUGUGAGCGACUGAAGGCUUUCAUCACAGCCAAUUUACAGUGGGUUCAGGAACAGAUACAGAGUCAGCCUAACUCUCCGUACUGGUAUCAGGUCCGUCUAGCGCUGUUGCAGCUGAAAGGUUUGGAGGAUGGCUACAAUAGUCAGCUCUCUUUCCCCCUCGGUUCUUUCUCCCUAAACCCAUUUGGUUUUUUACUUUUCCAGCUCGGAGGGGAUCUGGAAGACUUGGAGUCGGCGCUGAACAAGUCCAGCCAAACCCGACCUCUAGGAUCAGGCUCGUGCUCCGCUCUCAUCAAGCUGCUGCCCAACAAUAAGGAGCUGCUGGUGGCUCAUGACACCUGGAACAACUACCAGUCCAUGCUGCGCAUAAUGAAGAAAUACAUGUUCGCUUUCAGCGCCUCUCCUUUAGAUAACUUCUCAAUUCCUGGAAAAACUCAGGCAUUCUCGUCCUACCCUGGAUCUAUUUUCUCUGGAGAUGACUUUUAUAUCCUGAGCAGCGGCUUAGUCACUUUGGAAACUACGAUUGGGAAUAGCAACCCUGAUCUGUGGAAGUUCGUCCAACCCACUGGCUCGGUAAUGGAGUGGCUUCGGAACAUUGUGGCCAACCGAUUGUCUGUGACUGCAAAGGACUGGGCUGAGAUUUUCAGCAAAUACAACAGUGGAACCUAUAACAACCAGUGGAUGAUUGUUGACUACAACCACUUCAGUCCGGGAAAAACCGACAUUAAGGAGGAACUAUUUGUUGUGUUGGAACAGAUCCCCGGUAAAGUCGUUUAUGCAGAUAAAACACAGGAGCUGCUUAAAACAGGAUACUGGGCAAGUUUCAAUAUUCCGUACUAUGUUGAAAUAUUCAACACCAGCGGCUGCAAUGAACUGGUGGAGAAGUACGGCCCGUGGUUUAGUCUUGACCAGAAUCCCCGGGCUCAGAUUUUCAGGAGAAACCAAUCAGAUGUCACGGACGUGGACUCGAUGGUGCGCCUCAUGAGGUAUAACAACUUUAAACAAGACCCUUUGUCCUUGUGUGAAACAUGUGACCCACAACCGAAUGGCGAGAAUUCCAUUUCAGCCCGUUCAGAUCUCAACCCAGCGAACGGCACCUACCCAUUUGGUGCCUUACAUCAGAGAUCACAUGGUGGAACUGAUAUGAAGCUGACCUCCUACGGGAUGUUCCGUCAGUAUGAAAUGUUGGCAGUGAAUGGACCAACAUGGGACCAACUGCCCCCCUUCCAGUGGAGCACCUCCCCCUACAAGGACCUGCUACACAUGGGGCAUCCUGAUCGCUGGGUUUUUAAGCCCAUACGGGUCACUUGGGCUCCAUGAGCACCACAGACAUCGGUCAGCACCUAGAUAAUGGAACAAAGGGAAAGACAAAAUUAUUGAAUAUGUAUACAUUUGGGAUUUGAUCCAACUGUCUUUUGUUUCAGUGAGUUGGCUGACAUUUUGCACAAUGUUAUUUUAACUUUUUUCAUUUUAAUCAUGCAAUAUCUGAUGGUUUUUAAUCAUUUCAUUCAACACUUGACAUCUUAAGGUAAUCACAGAAAUCAACCUUUGUGGAGAUGUUUUUAUUGCAACAUUGCAUUUUGUAUUUUUUGACAGUGACGGCCUAAUCUUGUCAAUAAUAAACCAACAUUUGUCAAUG